AAAAAAAAAAAAAAAUCCACAGAUGACUGCCGCGUUCUCCUGGCAAAAUCCGAUUUUUUUUUUCCUCUCUCACUAAUCCCUCGUCACAAUCUGCAUCCUGUGUGAGUCUGUGUGUGUGCUCUCUGGAUUGGCACAUUGUCUCCUGAGCCGGGACACCACUAAGGCGGCAGAGGCGGAGCGACAGCUAGAGGGGUGCCGGCAGCCGCGGGACAUCCGUGGGGAAAAGUUUGGACGCCGUUCUGACAAGCAUCCGUCAUGCCCUCGGCCAACGGACGAGCAUCCGUCAGACGAGCUCGGUGGCGCCGGUGUCACCCCGCCGCCGCUCAUGUUUGACCCUGUUUUUUGGGUUUUGUUUCCCCCCGACGUGGAUGGGCAGGUGUGGAAAAAUAAAAAUAAAGAAGACAAAAAAAAAAUGCGGCUUUGGUGGACUUUAACGUUUGGAUUUUGGAGCGUCUGCGGCGAGCUGCCCUUCAUCGCAGAGAACAACGCAGCAAUGCUGGUGAACUGGAACGCCGUUGAUGGCAACAAAAAGCUGCAUGCCAUCUACGAUACCAGCGUCAAAGAGCCUGGCAACAUGUCUUUCGUCAAAGACACAGUGGACAAACUUUUAAAAGGAUAUGACAUUCGUCUCAGGCCAGACUUUGGAGGUGCCCCUGUGGCUGUUGGCAUGAGCAUAGACGUGGCGAGCAUAGACAUGGUCUCCGAAGUGAAUAUGGACUACACGCUGACCAUGUACUUCCAGCAGUACUGGCGGGACAAGCGGCUGGCCUACUUGGGCAUCCCCCUCAACCUCACCCUGGAUAAUCGGGUGGCGGACCAGCUGUGGGUGCCCGACACCUACUUCCUCAAUGACAAGAAGUCCUUCGUGCACGGCGUCACCGUCAAGAACCGCAUGAUCCGGCUGCACCCGGACGGCACCGUCCUCUACGGCCUCAGAAUCACGACGACGGCCGCCUGCAUGAUGGACCUGAGGCGAUACCCGUUGGAUGAACAGAACUGUACACUGGAGAUUGAGAGCUACGGAUACACGACGGAUGACAUCGAGUUCUACUGGAAAGGAGGUGACACGGCCGUGACGGGGGUGACGCGCAUCGAGCUCCCGCAGUUCUCCAUCGUGGACUACAAGCUGGUUUCCAGGAACGUGGUCUUUUCCACUGGUGCCUACCCUCGUCUGUCUCUGAGCUUCAAGCUGAAGAGGAACAUCGGCUACUUCAUCCUGCAGACGUACAUGCCCUCCAUCCUGAUCACCAUCCUGUCCUGGGUCUCCUUCUGGAUCAACUACGACGCCUCGGCCGCCAGAGUCGCAUUAGGCAUCACCACGGUGCUGACCAUGACCACCAUCAACACGCACCUGAGGGAGACGCUGCCCAAGAUCCCGUACGUCAAGGCCAUCGACAUGUACCUGAUGGGCUGCUUCGUCUUCGUCUUCCUGGCCCUGUUGGAGUACGCCUUCGUCAACUACAUCUUCUUCGGGCGUGGCCCGCGCAUGCAGAAGAAGCUGGCCGAGCGGGCGCAGAAGGCCAACAACGACCGCGCCUCUUUUGACCGCCCCAAGGCCGACUGUCAGGGCAACAUCUUGCUGACAACACUGGAGAUCCGCAACGAGGUGGGCGUCCACACCGUCACCACCAGCAGCACCCGCAGCAGCACCACCAGCAGCCUGUACGAUGCCACGGCAAACUCCACCCCGGUCCCGCUGGACAACUCCUCCGGAGUGCAGUACAGGCGCGGCGGGCGGGCUGCGCGUCCCCCCGGCCCGGACGGGAGGAGGAGCCGCCUGAGAAGGCGAUCAUCGCAGUUGAAGAUUAAAAUCCCCGACCUGACGGACGUCAAUGCCAUUGACCGGUGGUCCCGCUUCAUCUUCCCCUUCUCCUUCUCCUUCUUUAACGUUGUCUACUGGCUCUACUACGUCAAUUAACGUGUGUGUGUGUGUGUGUAUGUGUGUGUGAGACGCUCGGACACGGGUCACGUUGCAGACGCGCGAGCACCCAUGUCAACGGCACGGCCGCCAGAUCGUCCUCGGCGUACAGUCGCUACGAUGCCACGUACAGUGGAGUCUCUAAGGUCAAACGCCACAUCAAAGUAAUGUUUUUCUCAUCGGAAAUGAUGUCAGGACAGCGACCAGUCCAGGGUGUAUCACACGUCUCUCGCCAAAAUUAAUCUAAGGUUAUUUAAGGUCUUUAAAUAGUACAAGGGGGUAAGUGCGAGUGGUCAUUUGUAUAUGUAUGCCCUGAGAUUGACUGCCGACCAAUCCAAGGUGUAUCACAUUUCUCUUGCCAUAAAUCAUUAGUUAUAAAUUAAUAAAUUGAUCCAUAAAACUAAAUUGCCCAUAGGUGUGAAUGUGACUGUCGUUUGUCUAUAUGUGCCCUGAGAAUAAUCGGUGACCACUCCAAGGUGCAUCGUGCUUCUUUUGCCAAAGUCAUCAGAUUCAAAAUGGUCUAAAUGUGAAUGGUCGUUCGUGCGAUUGGCCAAUGAUCAGUCCAGGACGUGUACCGCUUAACUUCUCAAAAGUCCUCUUUUUUAAAUUACAGGCUCCAAAAUGUCCAAAGGGUUGACUGUGAAUGGUUGUUUUUCAAUUGGCUGGUGACCAGUCUUGGGUGCACCCCACUUCUUUCGCCAAAAUUCAUCUCGGGUAUGGGCGUCGGGAGAGGUCGUUCACCAUUAGAGGUUCCACUGCAUUCUGCAACGCCGAAGUUAGCAUGGAUGCUAAGAUAAAUUUGGCGUGUGCGUCUUUGAUGUUUUUGUUUUUUUUUCCCCC
Molecule: messenger RNA, 2758 nt
Organism: Hippocampus comes (tiger tail seahorse)
Lineage: Eukaryota; Metazoa; Chordata; Actinopteri; Syngnathiformes; Syngnathidae
Gene: gabrb3
Product: gamma-aminobutyric acid type A receptor subunit beta3
Exons: 10
Coding region: 326-1918 (530 amino acids)
Biological process (GO): monoatomic ion transmembrane transport
Cellular component (GO): membrane
Molecular function (GO): extracellular ligand-gated monoatomic ion channel activity; GABA-A receptor activity
Source: RefSeq, a predicted model, not a curated record